UCAGUGAAUGUUAGGAGAACUCACGGAUGUGCUCAAUGAAGGAUGUGCAAGACAAGUAGUGAGAAGAGGAAGAAAUGAGUUUUUUCUUAUAAACACUACUCAAUGGACUGUUGAUCUACUAACAUUAUUCAACAAUGGUGGACACUUAUCUCACGUUUGAGCCUUCAUUCUGGGAGCUGCAGGAUAACACACUUCUGGAAACUGAUCAUCCCAUCUUCUUGCUUGGCAAAAAGUUCGAUAAGGAGGCAGGUAUAGACCCCAUCAAGAAAUAUGUUACUUCACGGCUUUGGUUCACUUAUAGAAGAAAUUUUGCGCCUAUAGGUGGCACCGGUCCAGAAUCCGACCAAGGUUGGGGAUGCAUGUUACGUUGUGCGCAAAUGCUCCUCAGUGAAGUCCUGCUACGACGGCAUAUCGGGCGGGACUACGAAUGGAAGGAAGGUACUCCUCCUUCAGGCGAUUACGAGCGCAUUCUUCGAAUGUUUUUGGACGAGAAAACAGCUCUAUACUCAAUCCAUCAAAUAGCACAAAUGGGUGUUUCGGAAGGAAAAUCGGUAGGGGAGUGGUUUGGACCAAAUACCGCAGCUCAGGUUAUAAAAAAGCUAGCAGUCUUUGAUUCUUGGUCAGGAAUUGCUGUUCAUGUAGCUCUUGACAACAUUCUUGUAUCAAGUGACGUACGCACUAUAGCUACGUUAGCACCUCCGAAGGAUGCCAUAAAGCUCAUCACAGAAGAGAAGAAUGUUGAUGAAUCUUACAUGACUCUGAUGAAUGAAACAACUACGUCGGAUGAUCAGAAAUGUGAUUGGCGACCUCUACUCUUACUUGUACCUUUGAGGCUGGGACUAACCAGUAUAAACCGAUGUUACCUUCCUGCUAUUGAGAAUUAUUUCAAACUUGAAUCUUGUGUUGGCAUCAUUGGUGGGCGUCCUAAUCACGCUCUAUAUUUUAUUGGAAUUGCUGGUGAAAAACUUGUAUAUCUUGAUCCACAUUAUUGUCGCCCUUCAAUAAUCGAGAAAUAUGGAAGCACUAGAUGGCUUGAGGAUGGAUUUGAAAGCCUGGAGAGUGUAGACAUUCCUCCUUCGGUUCCUAUCAAGGAUGAAGAUUUGGACGAUACAACUUUCCAUUGUAAAAUGCUGCUUCAUAUGGAUUAUGACCAGGUUGAUCCCUCGUUAGCGUUAGCAUUCUUUUGUGAGUCGGCUGAUGCUUUUGAGAGACUAAGUCGGGACUUGCGGGAGCAUGUUUUCCCUUCCUCAAAACCACCAAUCUUCGAGCAGAUGGAAACUCGUCCAAAAUAUUGGCCUCCAUUUGAACCGUACACCGGUGUGAAAGCCAAGAUUGAGAUGAAAGAGUUCGAUGAUAUGUGCGCACCGAAUUAUGUCAUUGAUGACGGUUUUGAAGUUCUGGAAGAGACUGAAGAUCCACUUACCGAUCUAACAGAAGAGGUUUUGGAGAGCUGAUGCCAGAGUGGACUUCUCUGAAUCAAAAUGUGACCGGAUCACAAGAUAUCUUACAUUAAAGGAAGAAUCUAACUAUGAAAGCUUAUUAAUGCUUACUGCUCAUCAUAUGAAUUUGUACUGUCUAUACUAACUUUGUUUUAUGAUUUUCAUGCUUGCUAUGGCAUCUUCGGGUACAAAUACAUAUUCUUAUGAUGACUUGG
Cylicocyclus nassatus is the source of this 1654-nucleotide messenger RNA. The record is from the annotation of a GenBank genome assembly. NCBI's taxonomy places the organism in Eukaryota, Metazoa, Nematoda, Chromadorea, Rhabditida, Strongylidae.